This is a messenger RNA of Sparassis crispa, 3561 nucleotides long. RefSeq lists its product with no specific name. The transcript is spliced from 8 exons. Bases 1 to 3561 code for a protein of 1186 amino acids. The record is from RefSeq and is a predicted model, not a curated record. Gene Ontology annotation, molecular function: protein binding. Lineage: Eukaryota; Fungi; Basidiomycota; Agaricomycetes; Polyporales; Sparassidaceae.
AUGGCACAUCCCAAGGACAAACACUACUGGAGACAGCUCAGAGAAGCUCUGACCGCCGGAAAGUGGGAUAUCUCGUCUCCGGGUAGAGCGACUAAUGGAACGCAGCUGUCGUGGUCGGAGCUGCUUCGAAAGUUCAAUAAGCAUUGCGUCGGACAUACCGACGUCGCCGAGCUCGCGUCUCAAACCCAGGCACUCUCUCUUCUUCUCUCCGCCAACUCCAGCGAUCAUAGCCUCGACGGCAACGAUGUUAGCGGACGAAAUCCUCUCUUACUGUCUCAGGAAUGCAUGUUGCCCAAGGAGAGAAUUGAAGAGGCGACGGCUGGGUACAAUGCACUUAAGACUAUUGAAUCAUCAAACUUAGACUCUAUCAAACUCGCAGUGGCAUACUAUGAAUACGCACUUAGGCGACCUGCGGAAUGUCUCGCCACUCUCGCGCAGGCGAAGGUUCCUACAGACGUUCAGGAUUAUACUGCACCGUCCGGCACCGCACGAUCGAAAGUGACGAACGGUUCAGUUCCCGGAGCCACCUCUGACAGUUCCGUUUCUUCACCGUGGACAGGCAGCGUUACCACCACCCUGUCCACCGCAUCGGUCGCCGACAUCAGCGACGGCAGCUCUUGGGCUGUAACGGAGAGCAUCCGCAGUAUAUGUUUGCAAGGCAUGUCGUAUGAAGUAAUUUCACCAGACGACCCUCAAACAGCUUUCAACGCGUAUCUCACGGCGUCCUCGCUCAUUGGCUAUGUUGCGUCCGAGGUACCUGCAUCUGUUCCGCAGAAGGCUCCGGCGACUCCCUCUGCGGGCAUGAUGAGUCCAAACACGUUCUCGCGCUACCGCGAACUUUGGCGCUGGGUCGAGCGGCUGCUCCGGCGUGCUAUCAUCUUGGGUUCAUAUCUCUGCGAUGUCCGCCAGACAGAACAAGAAGGUGGCGUGCUCUGGAAGCUCUUCGACCAUUAUCACACCUGCAGCGGUCAUUGGCCACCAACAUUCCGCCCAGAGCUGCGCUCGACCAUUGCUGUGCUUCAUCUUCGCGCAUUCGUGCUUCGAUAUGGACGUUUGACAUCACCUGACUAUUCAGAACCGGCAUCCGGAAGUGACAAACGUCACCGCUGGAUCAGUGCGGCGCGCUCUGUCAUCCAAGAAUAUCGAGCGAUCCUCAGCAUCAGCACACAGUUCCCUCGAGCUCGCCAGCGGAACGUGAGAGUAGAAGACCUUGUGGACCUUUGCGUCGCCAUCUGGGAAGCUGACGGCGCUGUCGGCGAGUACGCUGGCUGGGUCAUCGACGUAUUGUGGUGGGCAACGCGACUUACCUUCAACUCUUACAGGGUCUUUCGCCACAUGAGCCGUCUUCUGUACGUCUCCGGCGAUUCGGAGCUUGCGAAACGCACGUUGCGCUUGUAUGUGCAGGUUGUAAGCAAAGCACGAGAAGCUGGUCUUGGAGAGAGCGAGCAUUACGACACUGUGACCUUGGGGGGUGACGUUGACACAGAUCAGAACUGGGUACAGGCACUGAUUCAUGGUGCGAGAAUGCUCUGUAGGUUAGGAUUGGCCGAAGAGGAUGGCUCGAAAGCGGUUGAAGAGGCUAAGGAAGCGGCCGUGAUGAUCGAAAAGGCCAAGACGCGGUUGGACUCCAGGGACAAACAGCUUGUUGCCAGCCUACAGCUAGCGGAGGGAAUCUGGAAUACUACCAUGGCCAAUAUUGAACGGGAUCCGCGCACCCGGCCUUCAUACUUUGAGAAGUCUCUUCAGCUUCUUCUUACUUCAAGGGAAUCGUUCUCAACGCCCUCCGUUCACUAUCACCUGGCGCUGGCGUAUGCACGGCCAGGCCCAUCUCAGGAUUUGCAGGCUGCCAUAGGACACGCGCGAACAGCGGUCGAAGGUGAUCCUGGGAGUGUCAGACACUGGCAUCUACUAGGGCUACUUUUGACGGCUAUUGGAGAUUGGAAAGCUGCAAGAGGUGUCCUUGAUAUUGGUGCUGGUGUUGGUGAAACAGAUCUUGUGGACGACCCUCGUGAAGCGCAGGAGAGCGCACAGCUUCAUAGUGUCGACGGGCUUCAUGCUCAAGACUUUGCCCUCUCCGGUCUUAAUCAAGCUACUCUGAAAGCGAAUGGCGGGGCCAACGGUCACCCACCAAAUGGACACAUUAACCCAUCUGUCUCUCACAUCGAUAAUCAUUCGAUUACAGUACUGGCCCAUGACGCUACCACCAUUCCUCCUUCUGCUACACUCUUACAACCACUUCCUGAUCAUCCACCUCCCUCCCGCCAAGAGUCGUUUGAACAUGCUUUGCAAUUGCGCAUGACGCAACUCACACUGUCCGAGUUCGUGGAAGGUCCGGAGGGAGCGGGAGAAAAAUGGGUUGAAGUGUUUCAAUGGUUUUCUGAGCGAAGAGAAGUAGGCAUGGAUGAUAGGAGGAUGUCCAUUGACAGCAGACGUAUUUCUGAAGAAUUCAAGGCACCUUCUGAAGUUCUCUCCGCGGAAAGGCUUACAACGCCGAACAUGGGCGAAAGAUCCCUGCCAACGAUACCCUCGUCGGCGGAGGGCCUCGUCGAUCAGAUACCCAUCCCUUCUACGCCCAUACCCAUUACCGUCACGCCAGCUUCACCUGGUAUAACAAGUCCCUUAUACUCCGCAGAAUCUUCGACGCCGUCGCAGCCCGAGCCAGGAGAGGAGCUUGAGAAGCAUCGGGCUUCCGGAGAGAGCAAUCAUAGGGAUAUGUCGAGGGGGAAAAAGGUGCGACAGGUCCUCAAAAGCCGUGUAUCUAAGGGUCAGGCAACAAUAACUACGAUCUCGAGGAAAAUUGGACACAAUGUUGGAAGGCAUGGUAGUCUACACAUGAAGAGAUCGAAUUCUGCGCCUGAUCUACACGCUGUGCUAAGUCAGACACCCUACCAAGCCUCAUCAAUACACCUGCGACAACAUCUCAGCAUCUACGCGUCGCAACAGGACCUCUCUCUUUUGCAGCCGCCACCUCCACCUCCACCUCCACCGCCGCCUUCGCAAUCUUCUACACCCACCACCUACAGACAAAAUUACCGGGCAGCAAAAGAUCGGCGGUUGCUCAGCAAUCUAUGGUUGAUGUCUGCGGCGACCUUCCGAAGGCUGGGGAAGAUCGAACAGGCCCGAGCAGCGAUUCAGGAGGCGGAGGUUAGGGAUGAGAAUAAUCCUGCUGUGUGGGUACAGCUCGGCCUGUACUACAUGGCUCUUGACAAUGAGCGCCGUGCAUUGGAAGCGUUUCAAAAGGCGUUGUUCAUCUCGCCCGACGACAUCUCCGCGACCAUCCAUCUUUGCCGGUUGCAUCUUCCAUCCACGUUCUCACAGUCGCGACCACGACAAAAUGCGGUCGAGUCAGAUCGUGACGACGUGGACUUGUCAGUGGGCCUCUUAUCCGACCUGACCCGCGGAGUUGCAUGGGACGUACCGGAGGCAUGGUACUUCCUAGCAAAGCACUGUGGCUUGCAGGGAAGGAAAAGCUUGGAACGAGAUUGUCUCAGCUUUGCUCUGACGUUGUCCGAGGCAAGAGGGUUGCGAGAUAUUGGCGUGGCUGUCGGAUGGUGUCUCUAG